GACCAUUUCCCCCAGUUACUGACCGCAGGCUGAAAUCGAAUACCUCAACCCCAACCUUGCCGCACCAGUGUUGUCCCACAGAUGUCUGAUACAGACUCUAUCAGCUCUUUGGGCCCAACCCCACGGCAGAGCAUGGCAUCUCCAGACUUGGCCGAAGCUGUGCAGAAGCUUCGAAUAUCCAAUGUUCGAGACGACUUUGUCAUCGACGACAUCCUCUUCCAACAGGGGCCCCGCAAGCGAUUCAAGCAGGACCCAACCGCCCUCAAAGCCGAACUUGAACGCAAGUUCCUGACGCCUCCUACUACUUUCUCCACCGAAUGGCUUAACAAGCUGCAGCAGCGAUGGGAAUCCACCGUAGAUCUCACCGAGAUAUUUCGCCUCGCGCCUACGCAGACCCGUACCGUCACACGCUUCCAGCGCCAGGGUCUUGAGGGCAGGGUAUCGGGCUACAAGAAUGUCACUGUGCCUGCGAAUAGCGCCACCGCCAAGAAUUCUACCUCUCUGAUGCGCAAGCCUGGUGACCGUACCGACUUCGUACGCGGCGCAGCAGGCUUCUUUCCCUUUGCCCCGGGCGGUCUGGACAGCGUUGAGGCUACAGCUGCGCUAGAAGAUCAGAUGUUGCACUCCGAGCCUACUACCACCCAAAGCAAGCUAGAACGUGUCAUCAAACUCGGCGCCGAAGGUGGGCUUCUCGCAGUUGCGCCUGGCCUCGAGAGAGGCAUCGACUUCAGCAAGAAGAAGUCCAAGGCAAACCAGAAGGAAGCGAGGGCGAUCGAGGCAGAACUUAACCAAGAGCCCGACCAGGCACCCGAGCAUGAGGAUGCUGACGGCCAUGGGGAGGCUGAAAAUUCUGAGGGGGCCGAGGAGGGGGAGCUAAACGGCGAGGAGGGAAGCGAAGAUAUCGACACGCUAUUACCCGUCGAAUUUCCCACUCUAGUGACUAGCGGUAAUCUUACUAAAUCUAGCGCGCGAAAGGCAGGUCGAGAAUGGGCCCACAUGGUCGAUAUCAACAGAGACAUCACCAACUUCAGAGAGCUCGUGCCCGAUAUGGCCCGAGAAUGGCCUUUCGAGCUGGACACUUUCCAGAAGGAGGCCAUCUAUCAUCUCGAAAGUGGCGAUUCCGUCUUUGUUGCCGCUCAUACGUCGGCCGGCAAGACGGUCGUAGCGGAGUACGCCAUCGCAUUGGCUGCGAGGCACAUGACCAAGGCCAUAUACACGUCCCCUAUUAAAGCCCUGAGCAACCAGAAAUUCCGCGAUUUUCGCCAGACCUUUGACGAGGUAGGCAUCUUGACUGGCGACGUACAGAUAAACCCGGAAGCCAGUUGUCUCAUCAUGACCACCGAGAUUCUGAGGAGUAUGCUGUAUAGAGGUGCCGAUCUCAUUCGGGACGUAGAAUUCGUCAUAUUCGACGAGGUCCACUACGUCAACGAUUUCGAGCGCGGCGUCGUCUGGGAGGAGGUCAUCAUCAUGCUUCCGGAACACGUCUCGCUUAUCUUGCUCUCUGCUACUGUCCCCAAUACGUACGAAUUCGCCUCCUGGGUUGGUAGGACCAAGAAGAAGGAUAUAUACGUCAUCUCGACACCCAAGAGACCCGUCCCCCUGGAGCAUUAUUUGUGGGCCGGUAAGGACAUCUACAAGAUUGUAGACCACCAGAAGAAGUUCAUCGAGAAGGGUUGGAAAGAGGCAGACCAAGCCAUGCGCGGGAAGGACAAGGUGCUCCCGGCCCCGGCCGUGAGAGGCGGUGGCAAUCAGCGUGGAAACCAACGUGGCAACCAGAGAGGAGGAGGCCCUCAACGUGGAGGCGGUCAGCAACGCGGUGGUCCGCGAGGUGGCGGCCAGCAGAGGGGAAGAGGAGGAGGAGGAGGAGGGCCUCCGCGAGCUAGUCACGCACCGGGCCACAUGGGUCGCGCCGGUCGGCCAGGUGGCUUCACAUCGGUAAACCAAGACAAGAAUCUCUGGGUUCACUUGGUACAGUACUUGAAAAAGUCCAAUCUCCUGCCGGCUUGCAUCUUUGUCUUCUCCAAGAAGAGGUGCGAGGAGAAUGCGGAUGCCUUAAGCAACCAGGAUUUCUGCACGGCCCAGGAAAAGAGCCACAUUCAUAUGAUAAUCCAGAAGUCGAUCGCGCGCCUACGGCCCGAGGACCGAGUCCUACCACAAAUCGUUCGUCUACGAGAGCUGCUGAGCCGAGGCAUCGCCGUGCAUCAUGGUGGUCUCUUGCCUAUUGUCAAGGAAAUGGUCGAGAUCCUGUUCGCUCGGACCUUGGUCAAGGUCCUCUUCGCGACUGAAACCUUUGCCAUGGGUCUGAACCUGCCUACUCGAACUGUCGUAUUUUCUGGCUACCGAAAGCACGACGGCCAUUCAUUCCGAAACCUCCUUCCGGGCGAAUACACCCAGAUGGCUGGCAGAGCUGGCCGUCGUGGUCUCGAUCCCGUAGGAUCGGUCAUUAUCGUGCCUCCUGGCGGUGGGGACGAAGCGCCGCCCGUGGUUGAUCUUCAGAAGAUGAUACUGGACCCGCCUAGUAAGCUGCGGUCGCAGUUCCGAUUGACCUAUAACAUGAUCCUGAACCUGCUCAGAGUUGAGGCCCUGAAAAUAGAGGAGAUGAUUAAGCGUAGCUUCUCUGAACACGCCACGCAGCAACUACUUCCAGAGCACGAGAAAGCCGUCAAGCUAUCCGAGGCCGACUUGGCCAAGGUGAGAAGGGAGACGUGUAAACUCUGCGACGAGAAUCUGGACAAGUGCCACCAGGCGGCGAUGAAUUACAAGCAAUUAACACAGGACUUAUACAAGGGCCUAUUGACAAUACCAAUCGGCAAGAAGCUGUUUACGCAGAACCGACUGAUCGUUUGGAACAAGGACGGCGUGCGGACGCCGGGAAUCCUCCUGGCUAACGGCGCGAGCAGCAAGACGUCGGGCGGUCAGCCUACGGUUCACGUAUUCGAGAUCAAGACCGACCGCGAGACUCGAAACUCGACCGAUAUUCUACCCUUUAUCGGUCUAUUUCGCUCCUUUUUCACUCCCCUUCCCCGUCACAAGAAGGCAUAUCACAAGGCCGUCCACGUGCCGCUCAGCGACAUUGAAUGCCUCACAGCGAAAAUCACUACCGGCAUCGUGCCGGAUUUCUUCGAGUUUGGCGAGCCGCGCGCGCGAGCCAAGGACAAGAUAUUUUCAGUUUGUAAGACCUGGGAGUCUGAUAUCUGGGAUGAGGUUAGCUUUAGCAAGAUCAGAAACUUGCCGCUACAGGAGAUUAUCGAGAAGCGGCGAAAAGAGGAGGCUAUGAUCAAGGAACACGCUACGAUGUACUGUCGUGACUUCUUGAAACACUUUGCCAUGUGCCACGAUCAAUGGGUCAUCAAGGAGCAGAUUUCGUCGCUCCGUGAAGCGCUCGCCGACCAAAAUCUUCAGCUGCUACCCGACUAUGAGCAACGCAUCCAGGUGCUUAAGGACCUUUCUUUCAUCGACGAGGAAACGCGAAUUCAGCUCAAGGGCAAGGUGGCGUGCGAGAUCCACUCGGCGGACGAGCUCGUGCUUACGGAGCUUAUCCUUGACAACGUGCUGGCGGAGUACGAGCCGGCGGAGAUCGCGGCGCUGCUGUCGGCGUUCGUGUUCCAGGAAAAGACGGAGACGGUGCCGAAGCUGACGGGGCGGCUGGAGCGGGGGAUGAAGACGAUCGUGGAUAUCAGCGAGAAGGUGAACGAGGUGCAGACGGAGCGGCAAGUGAUCCAGGGGGCGGAGGACGGGAGCGACUUCGCGUCGCGGCCGCGGUUCGGGCUGAUGGAGGUGGUGUACGAGUGGGCGCGGGGGAUGAGCUUCAAGAACAUCACCGACCUGACGGACGUGCUGGAGGGGACGAUCGUGCGGACGAUCACGCGGCUCGACGAGACGUGCCGCGAGGUGAAGAACGCGGCGCGCAUCAUCGGUGACCCGGACCUGUACCAGAAGAUGCAGGCGGCCCAGGAGAUGAUCAAGCGCGACAUCACGGCGGUGGCGAGCCUAUACAUGUAGGCGGGACGCCUUGCGGCAGGGGGGGAGGGAAGCUGUCUACCUCCUCCCUGCUGAGGUGGGGAAUCCGUGUCGUCGGCUGAGCGAAAAGCGCCGUGCGUAUUACGGCGGUACGAUUCUAGAGGAGGAGACGAUAAUACCCGUCGGUGCUACUAUAGAGAUACCUAUCGAGGCGUUGUCAGGACAAAAUCGAGGAGAGAGAUUUUGCUACUUAGUAAAUACUAUCCUUCAAAUGGUUUCCUCAUUUCAGCCACGCUCGUGGGUAUACGUGCUGGUAUGCUUUGUGAUCCCGGGACCCUGGUGAUGGAGGAUUAGAGGAGAUAGGUCUCGUGUAAGUGCUUAGGCAUCGCAUGGUCACUUCAAAUUCAACCCCUUUCUACC
Messenger RNA from Durotheca rogersii, 4380 nucleotides. Its product is annotated as antiviral helicase. Lineage: Eukaryota; Fungi; Ascomycota; Sordariomycetes; Xylariales; Xylariaceae. The coding region runs from base 82 to 4002 and encodes 1306 amino acids. The record is from RefSeq and is a predicted model, not a curated record. Gene Ontology annotation, molecular function: ATP binding; RNA binding; RNA helicase activity. Gene Ontology annotation, biological process: nuclear-transcribed mRNA catabolic process, 3'-5' exonucleolytic nonsense-mediated decay. Gene Ontology annotation, cellular component: Ski complex. The transcript has 2 exons.